This is a messenger RNA of Mauremys mutica (yellowpond turtle), 4977 nucleotides long. It is a transcript of the gene SHE, whose product is annotated as Src homology 2 domain containing E. The transcript is spliced from 6 exons. Gene Ontology annotation, molecular function: phosphotyrosine residue binding. NCBI's taxonomy places the organism in Eukaryota, Metazoa, Chordata, Testudines, Geoemydidae. The record is from RefSeq and is a predicted model, not a curated record. The coding region runs from base 282 to 1646 and encodes 454 amino acids.
ACUGUCUCCCCCUCCCGCUCACUGCUGCACCCCCAUGGGUUAAGGAGCAGCCCCCCCCCACCCCGAGUGACUCCAGCUCCCCACCUCUGCCAUGGGGGCCCCCUUGCCGUGACUGUGAUCUGCGGGGGGCGAGGGGGAAGCAGGAUCCCCUGCUGGCUCUGACCUGGCCCGGAGCUCCCACCCGGGCCCCGUGGGUGGGGCACGCCCCCUCCCCCAACCCACCAGGCUCCAGAUCCCCCCCUCCCCGGCAUCUCAGCUUCGGCCUUCCCAGCCGCAGCCCCAUGGCGGCCAAGUGGUUCAAGGAGUUCCCCUCCAGCCUGAAGACGGCGUCCGAGCGGGCCAGGCCAGGCGGCGGGAGCCUGGGCAAGCUGGCCAGCGCCUCCCGGAAGCCCCUGGGCCCCGCCGAGCCGGGUCCCGGCCCACCGCAGGGCAAGAACCGCAAGAACUCGGCGGCCGAGCUGGGGGGCUGCAGGGCGGCUCCGGGGCCCGGCAAGGACGGUGGCAGCCGGCUGUCCCGGGACAACCUGCAGGGGCUGAUCCAGGCCGCCACGGGCAAGAUGCGCAAGAACUCCCGGGCGGAGGGGAGCCCCCAGGAGGGCGCCCCCAAGGGCCCCGGCUGCAGCACCUACAUGAACCGGCUCAUCAAGGUGGACGCCCAUGAGAAGAAUGGGAAAAGCUACCCCGGCAGCAGCCCGUCGCCGGAGGAGGAGAAGGGCAGGAGCCCCAAGCAGGAGACGGUCAUCAUUCUGGAGGACUAUGCCGACCCGUACGACGCCAAGCGCACCAAGGGCCAGCGGGAGGCGGAGCGGCUGGGGGAGAACGACGGGUACAUGGAGCCCUACGACGCGCAGCAGAUGAUAACCGAAAUCCGCAGGCGGGGCUCCAAGGACCCUCUGGUCAAAGCCAUCCUGCUGCUGGACGGGCCUGGGGAGCCGGGGGAGGGCGGCGCCCGGCCGGACGUGGCGCCCAAGCGGCAGGUCUCCAAGGAGCAGCUGGGGAAGGCCCCGCCGCAGCUCUAUGACACCCCCUAUGAGCCCGGGGAGGCGCCGGCCAGCACCCCGCAGGACAGGAGGGCGCGGGCGGUGGACAGCCGGCUCCCGGAGAACGACGAGCGCCCUGCUGCGGAGUACGAGCAGCCCUGGGAGUGGAAGAAGGAGCAGAUAGUGAAGGCUCUGUCAGUCCAGUUUGAGGGAGCGGAGCGGGCGGGCGCCCCCAAGGACGAGGCGCUGCGGCAGCACCAUCGCCAGAAGAGCUGGACUCCCAAGACCCUGAAGCCGACGCUCCCAGACCACGGCGAGGGCGAGCGAGUGGACCCAGCCCUGGCGCUGGAGAAGCAGCCCUGGUACCAUGGAGCCAUCACCCGGGCCGAGGCCGAGAGCCGGCUGCAGCCCUGCAAAGAGGCCGGUUACCUGGUGCGGACCAGCGAGACGGGGAGUGGCAAAUACUCCAUCGCGCUCAAGACCAGUCAGGGAUGCGUCCACAUCAUCGUGGCCCAGACCAAGGACAACAAGUACACGCUGAGCCAGACCAGCGGCGUCUUCGGCAGCGUCCCCGAGGUGGUGCAUCACUACUCCGCCGAGAAGCUGCCCUUCAAAGGGGCGGAGCACAUGACCCUGCUGCACCCCGUGCACAGCAAGCUGCAGUAGCGUGGCCGCGCCCAGCCAGCUGCCUGGGGCUUCGCCACGGACUUCGGGGCAGCCAGGGGGCCGGGCGGGCUCGCGUGUGGAGCCAGGUGCAGCGCGGGGACGGCAGGUGCUCCGGGGCCCACUCUGGACAGAGUCAAAGACCCCACUCCCCAGCAUGUCUGAUCUCGUUCCAGCCAGGGCGCGGUUGGUGCCCACGUGGGAGCGGCCGCUCAGCCUGCCGGACACUAGCAGGGGCUGCAGUCUGGGAACGCUCUGCCCCACGGAGAGCCCCCUUGGCCCUGCACAGAGCCGGAGCUGCCAGGCUUUGGUGCCGGUAUAAAGGGAUGUAGGGAUCGCCGGAGCGGAUCGUCCCGCAGGCCGGCCAGGGAGGUGCCCCAGCCUCGGGUGACCCCGCGCUGCCUGGGACUGUCAGUGUGACCCUGGGCAGCAGUGAGCACGGUGCUGAGCCGCUGGUCCUGGUCUCAAUCCCCUUAAGGCCAGAGGGGCCAUUUGGGUCCUCUGGGCUGGCCUGCCUGGCACAGGCCAGAGCUCCUCCCCCGCCAACUCCUGCCUCCCGGGCCAAGCCAGAGCUGCUGCCUGGGGGGUGAUGUCCCCUUUGGCUCCCUGGGGUCUCUGAUGGUUGUGGGCAGCUGGGGCCCAGCUCCACUGGCACCUUGGCAGCCGUUCUGCUUCCCUAGACUCUCCUGUGCCCAGGGAGGCCCCUUUGCCCCACUGCUUUCUGUCCAGGGCAAGGUGUGUGACUCGACCUGCUGGGAGCAUCCUUGUGUCCCUCCCUUGCGAGGUCCUGCCCCCUCCAGGCCUCCUCUCCCCUCAGUCUGCCCCGCCCCAAGCCAGGGCCAAACGCCUGCAGCCGUCGCUCUCCAGCACUGAGUCUGCAGCCGGCUGCCCCGCGGGUUACGGGAGCUCCCCGGCGCUGGCGUGUGCUCAGCUCCCCCAGGCGGGCAGGUCGGUUGGACCAGCUCGGAGUGGGGGCAGGAUGUAUCUUUACGCGGAGGCCUGACAAAGGGAUCCGCUUGGCUUCCUUUUCGCCCGGCCUGAAAUGCUGCUGUUCUGGCCCAGGCCUGUGGGGUGAGGGACGGCCCGAGGGGCAGGGGCCCAGGCCGUGAGAGCCAGCGAUCCGGGAGCUGGCUGGGUAGGAGCCUGCCGGUAGGAGCGGAGGGCAGCCUCUGUGUUCAGGUAGUGCAAGACACCCGCCCCCCCUCCCGGCAGGUGGUAAUGCCCAGCCCCUGCCAGCAGGCGGUAACGCCCACACCCCCCUGGCAGGCGGUAACGCCCAGGGCCCCCCAGCAGGCGGUAAUGCCCAUGCGCCUCUGGCAGGCGGUAAGACCCAGGGCCCCCUCCCCAGCAACUGGUAAUGCCCAGGCCCCCCUGGCAGGUCUUGCACUAGGUUGCAGGAAGGGCAUUUUUCUGACGCGCUUUCACGUCCCACUAGGGUAAUUCCGUGGGCCGAGUCCCAGCGCCGAAGGAAGUGACUCCCACCCGGACUGUGGCUCGGCGCAGGCCCUCUGUGGGCAAGUCCCCCCCGGUUUUCCUCUGGGAGCAGCAUUUGACAGAGGGAUUGUUCUGGGCUGCCCCUUGGGCCUGUUCCCAGGGGCCGACCAGCCCCUACUUCUGGCAGUGCCCUAACGAGGACGUGCCUAACGGAACGGGGGCACCUGCCUGCUCCUGGGGGGCAUGGCUGACGGGCGGCAGGCAGUGAUCCUGGCAGCACCCGUACGCCGCCUUUCUCCUGCUAAAAACAAACGGCUGCGGCAAGCGAUGCCCUGCCUGUAACAGGGCCUGGUCCCGGCAGCCACAAGCCCCGAGUCGGCUCUAGUUGGUUCAGGCGCUUCCCCCGAAGCGGGUUUCCCAGGAACAGGAGUAAACACCUGGGAGCUGGUGCCGCUGCCGCACGGCGCUGGGCUUCGUUCUGCCAGGCCUGGCUGUGGCAAAGCCCCCGGCUGCUCGGUGCAGCGCUGGCCGGGGCUCAGCUCAGCACCUGCUUUGCUGACUUGGUGCCUGGCAGGGGUUUGUUAUGGAGGGGACGGAAACUGCCCCAAAUCCCCCAGUGCCGGCCACCCCCUCCCCGCUGCUCUGCCCCCCACACAGAGCCAGGGGCUCCCCUGUUCUCUGCAACCUGGGGUGGGCAGAGACCAGAAAGGGGCCGCGUCGUGCUCGGGUCAACACUGCCACCCUGUGGCGAGGACUCUGCAUUACAGGGAGCAAAACGUUACCCCUUAGUUGCAUGGCCUAGGGAGGUGGUUUUGUCUGGCCCAGGCAAGGGAGCAGUGACAGCAAGGGCCCAGGAGCAGCCCCCUGCCUUCCUCCACCCUCCAGGCCAGAGGGCAGCAGGAGCAUGUUCCUAUGGGGAACCCGCCCACUGCUAAGGACCCCCACACACACCCCUAGCCUAAGGGGAGGAUCCACAGGGCCUGGAAACUGCUGAGCUAACCCAGGCAGGUUCUCCCUGCCGGAGCCUGGCCGGAGACAGGGGCCGGCCGGCUGUGGGCGCCACAGGCUGAGGCUCUGUCCUCACUACGGCGUUAGCUCCGCUCCACUUACCCUGUGCCAGCCACCGCCAGGCAACGCACCCACACCCUCGUGGCUGGGGUGGGGGUGACAUGUGCAGUAGCUCUGCAGCGAGGACAAGCCCUGAGCCCCUUUCCCCUCCGAAGGAAUCGAAGCCCCUUCCCAAAGCAAGCCAGGCUGCAGCUUGCUCUAGCAUUGGCCCGGGGGAUUCCAGUUAGCAUGUGCCUGCAGCCUCCCCGGGCGCAGCCAGCUGGCCCAAAGCUCUCGGAGACGCUCCUGGGUUGGGCAAGUGAUUGGCAGAGUCCCGGCAGGUCGUCAUGCUUUGUGUGGGUCGGCAGUGAGCACAGCUGUGCUGCGUGUGGCUCGAGGGCCAGUGUUUGACCUUUGGUUUUUGGAGACUGUGUCUUUAACCAGCUGCUUGGCUGCAUUAAUUGUUUUUAAAGUAUUUAUGACGUUGCCCGAGGUGGUUUUAUGGCGUCUCUGAAUGUCAGGUGAGAACUGACACAAGGCUGCUUGCAGCCAGGGCGCUAGGUGGAAAUAAACUGUCACUUCAAGGAACGGCCUCACCCAGCGGCUGCGUGUUGCUGAGGCCUGGGCAGAGGAGAUGCUUGCUAGCGCUGCAUUUGCAAUAAGUGCUUGGUUGCAUCAUUGCAGCAGGGCCUGGUUCCAAGCCCAUUGAAAUCAGUGGCAAGGCUUUGGAUUUUCUGAUUUGCAUCAGCACUAAGGAAAAAAAAAAUCUGUCCCUCUCCCUUCUUGGUGCCUCUGCUGCAGAGAAGGGGUUAGUCAGCUUCCUGCUCUCACCCUCGCUUGGGGAACUUUGUGC